This is a messenger RNA of Myodes glareolus (Bank vole), 7424 nucleotides long. RefSeq names its product WD repeat domain 33 (gene Wdr33). Gene Ontology annotation, cellular component: mRNA cleavage and polyadenylation specificity factor complex. The record is from RefSeq and is a predicted model, not a curated record. Gene Ontology annotation, biological process: mRNA 3'-end processing. Gene Ontology annotation, molecular function: protein binding. NCBI's taxonomy places the organism in Eukaryota, Metazoa, Chordata, Mammalia, Rodentia, Cricetidae.
GCGUGACGUAGCACCGUGCGGCCGUGAUGACGCAAGGCGUACGCUCGGUGGCUCCUCGGGGAAGAUGGCGGCUGCAUCUUUGAAGGAGAGGAAUUGAGAGUGGGGAGAAGGGAAGAGUACCAGGCGGGAGAGACAUUCCCUGCGGCGCCGAAGGACACCGCGCUCGCGGUUAGGCGCCCAUUCCGGCCCCCCACGUGGCCUAGUAGGAAAACAUCGCCAUGGCUACAGAAAUUGGCUCUCCUCCACGAUUUUUCCACAUGCCGAGGUUUCAACACCAGGCACCCCGACAGCUAUUUUAUAAGCGGCCUGAUUUUGCACAGCAGCAAGCAAUGCAGCAGCUUACCUUUGAUGGAAAACGAAUGAGAAAAGCUGUAAACCGAAAAACCAUAGACUAUAACCCAUCUGUAAUUAAGUAUUUGGAGAAUAGGAUAUGGCAAAGAGAUCAGAGAGAUAUGCGGGCCAUUCAGCCGGAUGCAGGUUAUUAUAAUGAUCUGGUUCCACCUAUAGGAAUGUUGAAUAAUCCUAUGAAUGCAGUCACAACAAAAUUUGUUAGAACAUCAACAAACAAAGUAAAAUGCCCAGUAUUUGUUGUGAGGUGGACUCCAGAAGGAAGACGAUUGGUCACUGGAGCUUCUAGUGGAGAGUUCACCUUGUGGAAUGGGCUGACUUUCAACUUUGAAACCAUAUUGCAGGCUCAUGAUAGCCCUGUGAGGGCCAUGACUUGGUCACAUAAUGACAUGUGGAUGUUGACAGCAGAUCAUGGAGGAUAUGUGAAAUAUUGGCAAUCCAACAUGAACAACGUCAAGAUGUUCCAGGCACAUAAGGAGGCGAUUAGAGAGGCCAGUUUCUCACCCACGGAUAAUAAAUUUGCUACAUGCUCUGAUGACGGCACUGUUAGAAUCUGGGAUUUUCUUCGUUGCCAUGAGGAAAGAAUUCUCCGAGGUCACGGUGCUGAUGUGAAGUGUGUAGACUGGCAUCCAACCAAAGGGUUAGUCGUUUCAGGAAGUAAAGAUAGCCAACAGCCUAUCAAGUUCUGGGAUCCCAAGACUGGGCAGAGUCUUGCAACACUUCACGCCCAUAAGAACACCGUGAUGGAAGUGAAGUUAAACCUCAAUGGCAAUUGGCUCCUGACAGCAUCACGUGACCAUCUCUGUAAACUUUUUGAUAUCCGAAACCUGAAAGAAGAGCUUCAAGUGUUCCGAGGUCAUAAGAAGGAAGCCACAGCUGUAGCCUGGCAUCCUGUUCACGAAGGGCUUUUUGCCAGUGGAGGGUCUGAUGGUUCUUUGUUAUUCUGGCAUGUUGGGGUAGAGAAGGAAGUAGGUGGGAUGGAGAUGGCCCAUGAAGGAAUGAUCUGGAGUUUGGCUUGGCACCCUCUGGGACAUAUUCUCUGCUCAGGCUCAAAUGACCAUACCAGCAAAUUCUGGACUCGAAACCGACCAGGUGAUAAAAUGCGAGAUCGAUAUAAUCUGAACCUUUUACCUGGCAUGUCUGAAGAUGGAGUAGAGUAUGAUGACCUGGAACCUAAUAGUCUGGCAGUGAUCCCGGGGAUGGGAAUACCAGAACAACUGAAAUUAGCUAUGGAGCAAGAACAGAUGGGAAAAGAUGAAUCGAAUGAAAUUGAAAUGACAAUUCCAGGCUUGGAUUGGGGAAUGGAGGAAGUGAUGCAAAAGGAUCAGAAAAAAGUUCCUCAGAAGAAAGUUCCUUAUGCAAAGCCCAUUCCUGCUCAGUUUCAGCAGGCCUGGAUGCAAAAUAAAGUUCCAAUUCCUGCUCCAAAUGAAGUACUGAAUGACAGGAAAGAGGAUAUCAAAUUGGAAGAAAAGAAAAAAACACAAGCAGAAAUUGAGCAAGAAAUGGCCACAUUGCAAUAUACCAACCCACAGCUUUUAGAGCAACUUAAAAUUGAAAGGCUUGCACAGAAGCAGGCUGAUCAGAUCCAGCCUCCGCCCUCGUCUGGUACCCCUCUCCUCGGACCUCAGGCCUUUUCUGGACAAGGUCCAAUAUCUCAGAUUCCUCAAGGUUUUCAGCAGCCUCAUCCAUCUCAGCAGAUGCCAUUGGUGGCUCAAAUGGGGCCCCCGGGUCCACAGGGCCAGUUCAGAGCCCCUGGACCCCAGGGACAAAUGGGACCACAAGGUCCCCCAUUGCAUCAAGGAGGUGGGGGACCACAAGGAUUCAUGGGACCACAAGGACCCCAGGGCCCUCCCCAGGGACUGCCACGGCCUCAAGACAUGCAUGGUCCCCAAGGAAUGCAGAGGCACCCUGGACCUCAUGGCCCUUUGGGUCCUCAAGGGCCACCUGGACCUCAAGGUAGUUCUGGUCCUCAAGGUCAUAUGGGUCCUCAGGGUCCACCUGGACCACAGGGUCACAUUGGUCCCCAAGGUCCACCUGCUCCUCAGGGCCACAUGGGUCCACAGGGGCCUCCUGGUACUCAAGGAAUGCAGGGACCACCUGGUCCCAGAGGAAUGCAAGGACCUCCUCAUCCUCAUGGGAUACAGGGUGGGCCAGGGUCUCAAGGAAUCCAAGGUCCAGUGUCUCAGGGACCUCUGAUGGGACUGAAUCCAAGAGGAAUGCAGGGACCUCCAGGACCUCGGGAGAAUCAGGGUCCUGCUCCUCAAGGGAUGAUGAUCGGCCACCCACCUCAAGAGAUGAGAGGACCUCAUCCUCCAAGUGGAUUGCUGGGACAUGGCCCUCAGGAAAUGAGAGGUCCCCAGGAGAUGCGGGGCCUACAGGGACCUCCACCACAGGGAUCCAUGUUGGGCCCUCCCCAGGAACUUCGAGGGCCCUCAGGUUCACAAGGGCAACAGGGGCCACCCCAGGGCUCUUUGGGACCUCCACCCCAGGGUGGCAUGCAAGGACCCCCUGGACCUCAGGGACAGCAGAACCCGGCAAGAGGGCCACAUCCAUCUCAAGGACCAAUACCAUUCCAGCAGCAGAAAACACCUUUGCUAGGUGAUGGGCCCCGGGCCCCCUUCAAUCAGGAAGGACAAAGUGCAGGUCCCCCACCCUUGAUACCAGGCCUAGGGCAGCAGGGAGCACAAGGCCGCAUCCCUCCUCUGAACCCUGGACAAGGACCUGGCCCUAACAAAGGUGACUCUCGAGGCCCUCCCAACCAUCACCUGGGCCCUAUGUCAGAGAGGCGGCAUGAGCAGAGCAGUGGCCCUGAGCACGGGCCCGACAGGGGGCCUUUCCGGGGUGGCCAGGACUGCAGGGGUCCUCCUGACAGGCGUGGCUCUCACCCUGAUUUCCCUGACGACUUCAGCAGACCAGAUGACUUCCACCCUGACAAGCGUUUUGGCCACCGGUUAAGGGAAUUUGAGGGGCGAGGAGGACCCUUACCACAAGAAGAGAAGUGGAGGCGAGGGGGACCUGGACCUCCCUUUCCACCUGACCACAGGGAAUUUAGUGAGGGGGAUGGCCGGGGUGCAGCCCGAGGCCCUCCAGGGGCAUGGGAAGGCCGCAGACCUGGAGAUGAACGCUUCUCCCGGGAUCCCGACGACCCACGUUUUCGGGGGCGCAGAGAAGAAAGCUUUAGAAGAGGAGCCCCACCAAGACAUGAAGGCCGUGCUCCCCCAAGAGGAAGGGACAACUUUCCUGGUCCUGAUGACUUUGGUCCAGAAGAGGUUUUUGAUGCUGCUGAUGAAGCAGCCCGAGGCCGAGAUAUCCGAGGGCGAGGCCGGGCCACCCCACGAGGGGGAUCCAGGAAGUGCCUACUCCCUACUCCUGACGAGUUCCCUCGCUUUGAAGGAGGACGGAAGCCAGACUCCUGGGAUGGCAACCGAGAGCCUGGACCAGGUCAUGAACAUUUUCGUGAUGCUUCCCGCCCUGACCACCCACCUCAUGAUGGCCAUUCACCAGCUAGCAGAGAACGCUCCUCUUCUCUCCAAGGCAUGGACAUGGCCUCCCUACCACCCCGGAAGCGCCCCUGGCAUGAUGGGUCGGGCUCUUCUGAACACAGAGAGCUGGAGGCCCAAGGAGGCCCCUCGGAGGACCGAGGAAGCAAAGGCCGAGCAGGCCCAGGACCUUCCCAGAGAGUUCCAAAAUCCGGGCGUUCCAGCUCUUUGGAUGGAGACCAUCAUGAUGGAUACCACAGAGAUGAGCCUUUUGGUGGCCCUCCAGGCAGCAGUUCAUCCUCUCGAGCGGGCCGGAGUGGCAGUAACUGGGGUAGAGGGAGUAACAUGAACUCUGGCCCUCCAAGGCGAGGCACUUCAAGGGGUGGUGGGAGGGGACGGUAGAAGUAGGGGCCAAGUAGCCCUGGGCCUCUCUGGAUAGUAUUUAAGAAGUUCUUGUGGACUUACCAAGUGAAGAGAAAAGAAGCCUUUACCACUGUAGCCCUGAGCUCUUCUUCUGGGGCAGCUGAGUUCUAGGAUCCCAAUGAGGUUUCCACGAUGAAGAGACUGCUGCCACUACCUAGGGUAGUUGGCCCUGUUUUGUCUUGUCCACCCUUGUUGCCCUAACUCUGCCAUGUUGUUUGUGAAGAUAAAAGCUGGAAUCUCCCCUUUUUUUUAUGUCGUAAGAAAUGGAGCACCUCCACAAAGUUGAGUUCAUGUCCAAUUGGAAAUUUAUUUCUAUAUGUACAGUUUGUCAGAGAAAAAAAAAACUUGUUUUGUAUGAAUACAGAAUGUGAUUUACUCAAGAAACAGAAACAACCGGCUGUGUAGUGCUUGCCUUAAAGAACUCUCGUUUCUCCUGCAUCUGACCUGCCGGGUGCAGUUCCUGCUGUUACUGACAGCAGGCGAAGUCCAUGUCAACUCUGCUUUUCCAAUAAGUCUUACCUUCCUUCCUGGUUCACACUGUCUCCGUUAUGCGGAAAGGAAUGUUUAAAGUUGCUCUAACAUAGUUCAAGCAGACUAAAAACUUCACAAGAUUACACUGGAAGAAAAAGCUGAACCUAGAGGCUCUUGGACACAUCUCCUAGCAGUUUAGGUUUGCGUGGACUUGUCUUCGUUGGGAAAGAAAGCUGGUGUAAACUGGUGCUAACUACAGGUGUCUUAGAGUUAACCCACACACUUCAAAGGAAGUGGAACAAAGUAUAUUUUGGAAAUAGUCUCCUUUUCCACAUUUGCUUUAUGGUGGCUUCAGGGUUUGGGGUAGAAGACCGAGUGUGCCAGAAAGUUCUUUACCAUGACAGAUAUCUUGUUUCAAAAAAACAACACACCUUUAAUCCCAGCACUUGGGAGGCAGAUCUCUGUAAAUUCAAAACCUGCCUGGUCUGUGGAGAGAGUUCCAGGACAGUCAGGGCCACACAGUCUCAAAACAACCCCUCCCAUAAAUAAACAAACAAAAUUGAGUGUGGAGGCAAAGGCAGGGCAGUCUCUGAGCUCCAGGUCAGCUUGGUCUACAGAGAAAAUUCUAUGAUUCAGGGCUACAUAGAAAACCUAUCUGGAAAAACCACCCUCCCCCAAAGAAAAACAAAACAACAACCAAGUUAGGACCUGGAGAGAUGGCUUAGCAUUUAAGUGUACAUACAGGGACUGGAAUUCAGUUCCCAGAACCUACCAUCAGGCAUCUCACAACUACCUUCUAACUCCAGCCACACAUAUACACACACACCUACCUACCUACCUUCCAGAAAAGGAGAGGAAUCUGGCUGAAUUUCAAAAUUUCAGUUUGAGAUAACCUUUUCUAUGCUGGCUUUUUUCUUUCUUUACUUUUUUUUUUUUUUAAAAAAGCCUGUUUCUUGUAACUUUUUUUUUUUAACCUGCAUUUAUAUCUGUGCAUCAGUUGUGUGGCUGGUGUCUUUGGAGAUCGGAAGAGAGUAUUAGAUCCCUGGAACUGGAGUUAGCACCGAGUGGGUACUGGGAAUUGAACCCAUGUUCUCCUCCGGAGCAGCCGGUACUCAACCACUGAGCUGUCUCUUCACUGGUUUUUCUAAGAAAGCUUUUAUUAAAAAGGUCAGGCCUGGAGCUGCUAACAUUUCAUUACAUUAGCAGCUUUUGGGCACACGAAGACAGUUUACUUGGCAAGUUGAAAAGAGAUGCCAUAGUUGGACAAGUAUACAGAAAUCUUCCCUGGCUCUCUCUGGGUAUGAAGUGAAGAAAUGAUUAUUUGGGUGUCAGAACCUGAAGAUUUCAAGCAAACAAUUUUCUUUUUACUUCAAAAAUAAAAGUGUCAGCACCCACACUAUUAGAAGCUGUGUCCCUCCUCACCUGUAUUCCCCAGCAUAACAUCAAACAACUCACAGUCAAGUUCCACGAUGCUACACAGGGAUUCAUAAACACCCAGGUCACAUUGUGAGGAUGAAUUCAUUUAUAAACACAGCCCUCUAUAUUAUACAUAAACAUUUACAAACAGCAUUUUAAAUACUGUCAAAAUAUAAGAUGUUGUGCUUUGAGCUUUAUAAAACUUAUUUCAAGUAAUGAAUUUUUGAGAAAAUUUUAAUACUUUGAAUAUAGUAACAAAAACUGUGUACAUUACCACUGAAAAGAGCAUUUCCUUUCUUAAGAGUGCUCCUUGUCUGCCUGGGGAGCACUAGAGAGAAUGGGCUAUGAGCCAGGAUGGAAUCACUUUGCUACUGCUUUUCCUGUUAGGGCAACAUUGGGGCAGCCUGGAAAACAAUUACUUUCACAUUGUAACCAGCCAGUGCGCAGAUGUGGUUCUCAACUUAGCCAAACAUGAAAGCAUCUGGGCAUAUAUAUUAAUUAAUGUCUGGACCCAUCCCCAGUAAUAGUAAUGAACUGACAAAAUGUGGCUUCUUUUGAUGUGAGAACCAUUGGUAAAAUUAUAAGCUUCUAAAUACACUUUACUUUUUAGUGUAUCAAGACUCCAUACUGAAUCCAGUUUUUGGUAAUAAAUGAUGACAGAUUUAAAUGCUGUUUGGCUGCAGCACAACAAAAACAAUUAUGAAUGAACAGCACUUUACAGUGCAUCAGUAUCAAAUUGUAUAGUACUUGAAAAAGCAGCAAUACUGUUAGGAAUAGUGAACAAUUAGGAACAGCAAAACCUCUCGCUUACAUCAAACCCAACAACUGCAGAUGUAAGCUUUUCCUUGUCUCCCAGAACCCUUAAGCCCAGUUCUGCGGAAACCUGCAAACUUAACCACGCAUCAUCCUGGAUAUCUGGCUUCUUGAUUCAGAAAAUUGUUCUUUGGUGUAUUGCUUUUACGAUUAAUUUUCCUUAAAUAUUAUAAAGCACCAUAUUUACUCUUCACUGAAGAAAAAACUGAGGUACAAUGUAUUAACUAAUCACUAUUUUAAAUCCAGUGGCUAAAUUUAGUGUUUAAUUUGAUAAUCUGGGUUGAUUUACAGUGAAUAGGAAUACGGAGGCUUCAAAAAGUGGCGACAAAAACCGAACCUGUAUGCUCAAUUGCAUAUACCACUGCAUUCCUUUUUUUAAAAAAGAGAGGGGCAGUUCUUCCAAAGCCAUGAAAGCAGCCAAGUCAGCCGUCCCCAUAACUGACGUCCAUGUAAAGCCAGUUCGAAAGCAGUUCA